Molecule: messenger RNA, 5319 nt
Organism: Mytilus trossulus (common blue mussel)
Lineage: Eukaryota; Metazoa; Mollusca; Bivalvia; Mytilida; Mytilidae
Product: kinesin-like protein KIF27
Exons: 40
Coding region: 291-4580 (1429 amino acids)
Biological process (GO): microtubule-based movement; spindle elongation; mitotic spindle organization
Cellular component (GO): microtubule associated complex
Molecular function (GO): microtubule motor activity; microtubule binding; ATP binding
Source: RefSeq, a predicted model, not a curated record
CCGUAAACAAAGCAUGCGCUAAAUUCUUAUGGCUUGAAAAGUUGUUUACAUCGUUUCCUGGGAAAUAUUUUUAGAAAUUAUAUAGCUAUUGGUUGAGUUUCUGAUGACAUCAAACAUUUUCACAAAUGUUUUAUAGUCUUCAGUCCACUGUAUCAAAAUGACCUUGCAGAAAUAUUAGCACGAUAAGUGAAAGCUGACAUAUAUACAUGGAUCGCACUACUUCAGAAUCAUUGGGGAAAGUGACCAGAUUUUCAAACUGAUACAGAGAAGUGGUUUAAUAAAGAAAUAAGAUGUCCAUAAUGUCAGAACAAGAAGUGAAUGUUAGAGUGGCAGUGAGGGUUAGACCCUUGUUACCUAAAGAGAAGAUUGCAGGAGAAGAAAUGUGUGUACGAAUAAUACCAGCCACAAACCAGCUUGUAUUAGGGAAAGACCGAGCUUUUACAUUUGAUCAUGUACUGUCUUCUAAAACUACACAGGAUGAAGUGUAUAAAUCGUGUAUUGAACCCUUGGUAAAUGGUUUAUUUGAGGGUUAUAAUGCUACAGUGUUUGCUUAUGGUCAAACAGGUUCAGGAAAAACUUAUACAGUUGGAGAUGGGAUUUCUUCCUUUACAGAUGAAGAAUAUGGAAUCAUACCCAGGGCAUUGAAAGCCAUAUUUGAUAAUAUGCAGUCCAAUACUACUACUGAGUUUUCUGUAAAAGUGUCGUACAUAGAAAUUUACAAAGAAGAGUUACAGGAUUUGUUAGAUGUUGAUACGUCAAGUAAAGAACUACAUGUCAGAGAGGAUGACCAAGGCAACACAGUGAUAAUUGGUGCCAGAGAGGUGGAAUGUGAAUCUCUUGAUGAAAUCAUGUCACUGUUAGAAUCUGGGUCAUCUAUUCGUCACACAGGGUCAACACAGAUGAAUGAACAUUCCAGUAGAUCUCAUUCUAUAUUUACAGUCAUAGUAGGCCAGAGAUGGGUAGAAGCUGAUGUUAUGGCAGGGAAGAGAAAACCAUCAGAAUCUAACGAGGUCAUUGAUGAUGAGAAUCAGUUGAAAGAUAUAACCCACAAUAUGUUUGGAAAGUUCCAUUUUGUUGAUCUAGCUGGAUCAGAAAGAGCUCACAGGACAGGCAAUGUAGGGGAUAGAUUUAAAGAAUCUGUACAUAUAAACUCAGGACUAUUAGCUCUUGGAAAUGUGAUCAGUGCAUUGGGAGAUCCAAAAAAGAAAUCCACACACAUUCCAUACAGAGAAUCUAAAAUCACAAGGCUACUUAAGGAUUCUCUGGGAGGAAAUGCUCAGACAUUGAUGAUAUGUUGUAUAAGUCCGUCCACAUCUAACUUUGAUGAAUCUUUGAAUGCUUUGAAGUAUGCCAAUAGAGCUAAGAAUAUAAAGAAUAAACCAAUUAUAAACAGAGAUGUACAGUCAAUCAGAUUUGAAGAAAUGCAGUGUGAAAUUAUGGCAUUACGAGAGGAGUUGGUGAAACAAAGGACAACUUUAUUAAGUAAUGGAGGACAAGGCUUUGGGCUUGGUGAUCCUGUUCAUAUGGAGAAAUAUGCACAUGAUGCUCAACAGUUAGAGAGAUUAGAGAAACAAGUUGUUAGGUUACAAACAGAAUGUUCCCAUUACAAGAUGAUAGCCGAGGAAGCUUAUAAACAACUGAUUGAAAUACAGAAUAAAGAUAUAUUGUCACAGAGUCAGGAUAUCAGACUAAAAGAUUGGCUAGAUCUUAUGGAAGAGAUAAAAAAUAAAGUACCAGCAACAUUAUCUAGAGAGGAGAUGGAAAAUGAAACUAUUAGAAACCUAACAGCACUGUUAACUAAGUGUAAAGAAGACUUGAAAAGUGAUGAAGAAAUAUUUGCAGAGAAAAGUAAAGAACAUAAUAGUAUGACCCACAGACUGCAAGAGCUGGAGGCGAUGGUAGAGGAAAAAGACCAGCAAUUAUUACAGUAUGAAGAUACCAGAAUGAAACAGGAACAACAACUCAUAGAACAACACAUGAAGAUAGAGGAGUUACAAAAGGCUAUUAAGGAUGAACUUUCUGUGGACAAUCUGAUGGCAAACAGUAGUAUUAUAGAUGAUGACGCUGUCACAGUUAGUGCCCCUCCAAUUGUACCCCCCUCAGACAAGAGACCAAAGUCUGUUCCAGUACAGUUGACCAGAAGACCUGACACUGCUAGUAGGAAUUUGAGACCAUUGUCAAGGAACAUAAAGACAAGUCCUGCUUUGUUUACUCUGGACCGAGUGAUGAAGAGUUUCCGAGCCCGAAGUCAGCUGCUGGUCAGUCAACUGGAGGAUAGUGAUGAGGUCAUGCAUAACACUUAUGUCAUUGAGGAAGAGGGAGAAACAGCUGGUACCAGUCAGAAGUUUGAAGAGGAACCAGUACUGGACUCACAAGACCAUGAAAUAUCACAGAAAACAGCAGUACUACCAAGAGUAAGAACUACUAGAGGAAAAUUUGUUCGUAAAGGAACAUUUAAAGUAAAGAAAGGUAGAAAGGCAGAGGAAAAUAAAGAGAAUGUCAACAACACAGAUGUUCCAGUUAUAACUGUUAACAGAGAAGUUAUAUCAGGAAGUAUGUCAUCUUCAGCAGGGGGAGAUCACUUAGGUGUCAGUACGAUUGAAGCUGUAGAGGAUAGUUUGAGGAAGAGUGCUAACACACAGAGGAUGUUAAAGGAAUCCAGACUAAAGCUGACUGAUGCCCAUACUAAAAUGAGGGAUUUAUCAAUUAACAUCAGGUUAAAAGAACAGUUGAUUAGAGAACUUGUAAAAACUGGUAAAGAUGCUGAUUUAAUGAAUAAAAAGUAUGCUGAUAAAAUCAAAUCUCUGGAGAAGGAAAGAAUGAAAGUAAAGAGAGAUUUACAGGAAACCCAGUCAGUGUUACAGGAGUUAGAGGCUAAACAGGAAACUACAGAGAAAACCAAACUUACACAAGAAUACAAAAAGAGGAUGGAAACAGCCAAAGCUAGAAUGUCUGCUAUCUCCAAGAAACAAAAAGAAACCGAAAAUAUUGCUAACUUCUCUAUUUAUAAUGAGAAAAAAAUACAAGAUCUAGAGCUGGCUGUUGACAGAAUGAAGCAAACAAAGGAACAUGUGACCAAGAAGUUAAAAGACGAAUCGGAAAGAAAACUCAAACUAGAGAGAGAGAUGCAGAAGGAAACACAGAAAGUAAAGGAACUUGAGAUAAAGAAUGAACAACAACAGAAAAUACUGAAACGAAAGAAUGAAGAAAUAGCAGCUGUACAAAGAAAGUUAAGAAGUGGGGGAGGAUCAUCUCUGCCACCAAUCAACAUUGAGGAUCAUGAUAAGAUAGAAGACCAGAAGAAAUGGUUAGACAAUGAAGUAGAGAAAGUUUUACAGCAGAAAAGACAAAUGGAGGAACUACAAGAAGAACUUAAAAAGAGAGAGACAAUAGUAGCUAAGAAAGAGGCCAUGUUGGCUGAGAAAAGUGAAAUAGAAUUCAGGAGAAUGAGAUCUAGUCAAAUCAUUAAUAAGAAUAUUUUAUCAGUGUCUAUGAAGUUAGACACGUUAGAUAAAAGACUUGAAGAGAAGACAUCUGAAUUAUCCAAGACACCCACAGAACAGCAGCAGUUUGUCAAAGAGGAAAUGUCCAAAUUCCAGGAAGGGCGAGACAAGCUGGCGAGACAGAGAACUGUUCUUGAGAAUAAACUAAGGGAGGGAAGACUGUUAUCAGGACAAGAAGAAAGGAGGAUAAUAGAACUGGAUGAAGGCAUUGAUGCAUUAGAUGCAGCUAUAGAAUAUAAAACUGAUGCUAUAAAUAGCCGUCAAUUAGAACUUCGUCAUUCACAGAUUUUGUCUAAGAGUGAGGACCAUGUGAUGAAUAAAUUGAAUUCCCUGACCACUACAGAAACCCGAGCUCUUAUGAUGAAAUAUUUCAAUAAGGUGGUAGCAUGUAAGGAUGCAGAGAGGAGACUUAAUCUUCACUGUAGUGAAAUGGAGGUGAAACAAGAUGAACAGGAGAGGUUAAUCCGUGAAUUAGAGGCAGCUUUACAGAGGUCAGCUGUGGAGGUCGAUCGUAGGAUUACCAAACAGACACGGGAAUAUGAACAGAAAAUACAAAUGUUAAUGAGACAACUGGCUGAUUCUGGGACCAACAAUAGUGGCGGAUUUGGGCCUGAAAUUGAUGAAAAAAUGCAAAGACUAGAGAAGGAAUUAUAUUACUACAAAAAGACGAGUAGAGAGUUAAAGAAAAGGUUACGAGAACUGGAGGCAUCAGGGGCUCUACCACAUCAAGAUGAUCUUGAUAUAAGAAGUUCUGUCCAGAGUUCAAUUAAUGAGAAUGACCAUGCAGCUGGGGCCUCCAGUAAUCACAUAGGUAGUAGGGAAUCAAACAGAGAACCAAGACUACUUAGUGCUAGAAGUGAGAAACAGAAUUCCAGACCAAGUUCUGCCAAAUCAGGGGCCAAUGUUUCAACAACAGUCACUCCUGUCAAACUGUCUCGAAAAGAUUUACGGCAAAUUCCAGAUACAGAACUUGCAUUACGAAGGUCAAAUAUGAGUCAUGGUCGCCAUAGUAUUGGAUCUCCUCCCCCACAAGAUUCACUUGAUGGCGGAUUGGGUAAUAGUAACCCAUGGAGUUGAUUUGUAUAUAGGACUAUUUUGUAUAGGGCAAGGAUACAAGAAUUCCUACCAAUGUGUUCACUUGUGAUGUGGUGCUUUUUGAUUGGCUGCCUGCUGUUACAUCACAAUGAUUGUCACUGGGAUUCCUACAGCUGACUGUUGGAUGUGCUUGUUAAAUUGUACAUAGCUAAAUGUAAACAAUCUAUGUUAAGCUAGAGAAGGCAAAUUUAAGACAAGUUUAAUAUCUGUCAAGAUAUAUAUACUUGUGAGUACAUUGGGUCAGCAAUAAAGUUGUCACAGUGUGCAUUUCGUGUGUUUGUAAAUGCUAUGGUUUCUGUGUCAGCUGAAGUUAUUUACAUAUUAGAUUAUUUUAACAUAUGAUCAAUAUCUAUUCACACAUAUUUAAGAUCUGUUGUUUAGUGUAGCUAACAUUUGUUAAUGGGAUAUGAAGUCGAAGGAUUCUAUUUGCACAAAAAAGAGCUGUACUAGCAUGACUCAACUGCCUCGUACUUACUGUCAUUGCCAGAUUUCAUUGUAAUAAUCAUACUCACAGAAAUAUUUAUGUGUGAUGUGCAAUAUACAUGUAUUGUUGCGAGUUUUAAAAACUGAAACAAUGAUUGAAUUUUAUUUAUUUACAUGAAUUUUUAUUGUAAGUCCCAUUGAAUGGUUUACUUAUGUUAGAAGUCAACAGAUAUAUGUAUGCACUUGUUUAUGCUCAUUAUUUUUGUGUUGAAAGGUCCAAUUAUUGUUAAAUGCACCA